Messenger RNA from Cyprinodon tularosa, 2027 nucleotides. Its product is annotated as wiskott-Aldrich syndrome protein-like. Lineage: Eukaryota; Metazoa; Chordata; Actinopteri; Cyprinodontiformes; Cyprinodontidae. Bases 176 to 1780 code for a protein of 534 amino acids. Gene Ontology annotation, molecular function: actin binding. Gene Ontology annotation, biological process: actin filament organization. The transcript has 11 exons. The record is from RefSeq and is a predicted model, not a curated record.
AGAAGUGUGGUUGUCCGUUUCCUGCUUUGAGCUGAUGUGUGCACAGAACAGAGAAGAGAAACUUCCUCUCUGGCAGUGCAUUGCGAGGACGUCUUUUUUUUAAUGUUUUUUUCAAUUUCUGCCAAAUGCAGAAGACUAUAAUUUUAAAUAAACAGGAGCAUUUGUGAGAAGGAUAAUGAGCCGUGGAAAGAAUAAAACAGAGAGCAUCCAAAGCUCUCUGCUGAGCCAACAGGAGAAUGACAAGCUGGAGGAGCUUCUGGGCAGAAGGUGUGCUUCCAUUGCAACAGCAGUGUCCCAGCUGUUCAUGGCUCUGCCUAACAGCCCAACCAUGUGGAGCCUGCAGCACACUGGAGUGGUCUGCUUCGUCAAAGACAACCCUCAGCGCUCCUACUUCAUACGAAUGUUCGACCUGAAGGCUGGGAGACAGAUUUGGGAGCAGGAGCUCUACAACCAACUUGUUUACUCUACGCCUCUGCCCUACUUUCAUACGUUUGCAGCUGAUGACUGUCAGGUUGGGCUGAACUUCGCGGACCAACAGGAAGCGGACGCCUUCAAAAGCACCAUAGUAGAGAAAAUCAACCAAAGACAUACCCGUCAAGAGAAGAAACAGCGCCCCCCACCGGCAAGCGAUAGAUCCCUCCCCCCUGUUCCACCUGCAGUGGCAUCUCCCAGCCAUGCAUCAUUUCACAUGGCUACAGUGGACAUUCAAAACCCGGACAUCCAGUCGUCGCGUUACCGCUCCAUGCCCUCACCUGCCGUUCCCCCAGCUGUUUCUGACAAAGGAAAAAAGAACAAAAAGAACAAGAAAAAAGGUGUCAAGCUCUCCAAGGCAGAUAUAGGAGCACCAAGUGGAUUUAAGCAUGUAACACACGUAGGAUGGGACCCCAACAAUCUUGACCCUGACCUGUCGAAGUUACUCUCCCAGGCAGGCAUUUCUGAAACUGAUCUGAGGGAUGAAAAAACCUCCCAGCUAAUCUAUAAUGUCAUAGAGCAGUCAGGAGGCAUGGAGGCCGUGAAAAGGGAGGUGAACAGAGCUGGUCUACCUCCACCACCUCCACCCAGCAGACAAGGACCACUGCCUCCAGUUCCAGGCUCUGGGUCCUCUGCUCCAACCCCUCCACCCCCACGUAGUCGCUCAGGCCCCCUGCCUCCCAUUCCAGGCCAUUCGCAGCGAGGACCUCCUCCCCCUCACCCUCACGCUCCUCCAUCCCGUGGAGGCGUGCCACCCCCACCUCCAACAAGCCGAGGAGGUGCACCUCCACCUCCUCCACCAGCCCAUUCUUCAACUCCACCAUUUCCACCGUCUUCACGGCCCUCUCCCCCAGUGUCCUCCCACAGCAUGCCGCCUCCUCCUCCGCCCUCAAGCCAGCAUCGCUCCAUGGCUGUCCCUCCACCUCCUGUCCCAUCUACACCCAGCAGGGGUGGAGGAGGAGGGGGGGCUCCUGCUCCCCCUCCUCCCCCUCCCCCUCCGCCUCCUCAAGCUUCCGAUUUCCCACCUCCUCCUCCUCCCACUGGCGCACCCCAACCCCCUGCUGCUUCAUCAGGAGGAGGAGGAGACAGCAGAGGAGCUCUGCUUGAUCAGAUCAGAAGUGGAAAGAGUCUCAGAAAAGUAACAGAAAGCUCAGAGCCGCCUCCACCUUCGACGCCAGAGGGAGGAGAAGGCAUCGUUGGUGCUCUCAUGAUGGUCAUGCAGAAGAGGAGCAAAGUCAUCCAUUCCUCUGAUGAAAGCGAAGAGGAUGGAGGAUAUGAUGACGAAGAUGAUGAUGAAUGGGAUGACUGAUAAGGCAGCGUUUGCUGUGGAUUCUGAAAUGUUAGUUUUAUGCUAAUCAACUGUUACAUGUGAGGUUUGUUAUGAGGCCCAGGUGCUUCAAACUGGAAUAUGACUUAUAACUAUUGGAAACUAAACCUGUGCUGGAAUUAAUAAAACAUUUACUUUUAAUCUAAAUCCACAUGUUAGCUGAUUUGAAUGUGAAAUAAAGUGUUUAUAUAUGGUGUGUUAAGAGCCCCAGCUUACAUAAAUGGAAAAA